AUGGAGGACGAGCACCAGGAACUUCAUUUUCCACAGGAGCAGCAGUCUGUGAGACUGAGGGUACAGAGCGCUGAGCAAAAUCUGGUGCGUGCAAGUGACUAUACAGGCGUGGACGGAGCUAUCGCAGAGUUCCACCAAGAGAGUUCACGUCAGCACGAGCAGGAGACAGGACACUCAAUCGCUCAUCGAGAGGUGGACGCCACUGCCGACGGCCCCCUUCCCGCCGCCAUCGAUCCGCGCGUCAGGUGGACCGACCGCUCCCACAACAACCGGCGGGCCCAACCAACUCGCAACUGCAAGUCCGCGAACGCUGUCGCAGAGCGCAAGGAACGCGGUGCGGACACGAGGGAAGGGAGGGCGGUGGUUGACGCAGGGAGCUCCAGAGGGACUGUUGGUCGGCCUGCACCUCCCCGCGAGCCGGCACAUCUGUCGACAAGUAGGUCGGUCGAGCAGUGGGGACCCUUGCCUGCCGACACUCCCGGUAGUUCAACGUCCACCCAUGCUUGUGCAAUUUGUCAACACGUGCAGCCUCCCCGCGGCUGCAAGCGGAAGGCUCCCGCCUGCCAUAAUGCGGAGGACGGCACCGAGGGCGAGGAGCCAAGGGCGAAGCGGGUCAAGACAGCCGUUGCGAAGAAACCGAUGGUGGUGCAGGUGAAGGCUGCCGCUGCGAAGAAGCCGAGGAAGAAGCAGGUCAAGGUUGCCUCGGCGAAGAAGCCGAGGGCAAAGCAGGUCAAGGCUGCCACUGCGAAGAAGUCCCAGCUUUUUUGCCCACAUCCGGCCUGCAAAGCUACAUUCGGACGCGACGGAGACCUCAGGUGGCAUCACAGGGAGACCAGGUCAUGUCCACUGUACACCGGCGAGUGUCUCCGGUCUUGGCGGAUCGACCUGUUUGUUUCCUUUAGCUGCCCUUUGUACCUGCGCUCGUCUGCGUUCUAG
Postia placenta MAD-698-R-SB12 is the source of this 936-nucleotide messenger RNA. RefSeq lists its product as hypothetical. The record is from RefSeq and is a predicted model, not a curated record. The transcript has 3 exons. Lineage: Eukaryota; Fungi; Basidiomycota; Agaricomycetes; Polyporales; Adustoporiaceae. Bases 1 to 936 code for a protein of 311 amino acids.